Molecule: messenger RNA, 1977 nt
Organism: Engraulis encrasicolus (European anchovy)
Lineage: Eukaryota; Metazoa; Chordata; Actinopteri; Clupeiformes; Engraulidae
Product: stomatin-like
Exons: 7
Coding region: 24-887 (287 amino acids)
Cellular component (GO): plasma membrane
Source: RefSeq, a predicted model, not a curated record
UUCAGCAACUCUACCUGCACUUUAUGGAAAUGGAUAACAGGAGCAGCAGCAAGAGACGAGCGAGUGGCAGCAAUGCCGAUCUACUGGACGAUGAGGAGAAUGUGGGUCUGGGCUGCUGUGGCUGGACGCUGGUCAUCCUGUCAGCCUUCUUCGCCCUGCUGCCCUGCUUCUGGAUCAUCUCCGUCUUCAUCUGCCCCAAGGUUGUGAAAGAAUAUGAGCGGGCUGUCAUAUUCCGACUCGGACGUAUCGUGGACAAGAAGCCCAAAGGACCUGGCAUAUUCUUCAUUCUUCCGUGCACUGACGACAUUGUGAAGGUGGAUUUGAGAACCGUCUCCUUUGACAUUCCCCCACAAGAGGUCUUAACGAAGGACUCGGUGACCGUGGCCGUGGACGGAGUGGUUUACUUCCGGGUCAGCGACCCCAUCAAGUCUGUUGCCAAUGUGUCCAACGCAGACUUUGCCACGCGGCUGCUGGCUCAGACCACCCUCAGGAACAUGCUCGGAACCAAGAACUUGGCAGAGGUCCUGUCCGACCGAGAAGCCAUCGCCCACGGAAUGCAGUCCACCCUGGACGAGGCCACGGACCAGUGGGGCAUCAAAGUGGAGCGUGUGGAGAUUAAGGACGUGAAGCUUCCCCAACAGCUGCAGAGAGCCAUGGCCGCCGAGGCAGAGGCCACCCGGGAGGCCAGAGCCAAGGUGAUCGCCGCCGAGGGAGAGAUGAACGCCUCGCGGGCCCUGAAGGAGGCCUCCCUGGUGAUCGCAGAGUCCCCGUCCGCCCUCCAGCUGCGCUACCUGCAGACCCUCAACACCAUCGCCGCCGAGAAGAACUCCACCAUCAUCUUCCCCCUGCCCAUGGACAUGAUGUCACAGUUCAUGAACAGGAAGUAGGAUGUGAUGUCACACUAUAUAAUAAAUGCAGUGUGUAAAAAAUAUAUAGUUUAAUAUCUAUAUUACUAACAUACAGCCCAAUUCAUAUGAACAGGGAAAGGGUGUCACACUAAAAUGUCUAUAUAUUAUAUAACGUAGACUACAAUAUAUAUUCAUAUCAUACGUAGGCUACAUAAUACAUACCAUAUAUUUAUAUAUAUAUUAUAUUAUGUAUACCAUAGUACACUUACAUGUAAUUUACAUUAUAAACAGGAAGCUGGGAAUGACACUUUGCAACGAGAAGAGUGAUGAGGUGACGAGUUGUUGAUAUUCUCUUGGAUUACACAGAAGAUAGGUAGUCGAUGUAUAGUAAUUAGGGGUGGGAAUUUAAUCGACUGAUUAAUCGACUGGUUAAAUCAUUCCUCGUAAAAUUUGAACUGAAAUGAAUCACAGUCUCCAUUCCAAGUACAGUGUAUUGCAAAUCUUGCAAAAAGAGUAUAGUACGUAAACACCUUAGCCACUGUGCUCCGAAUGGAUUCCAGCUUUAGAAAGCAUUUACUUUCACCCGACUCGAACCAAAAAUAUUUAGCAGAAUAAGGCUUACAUCACCCAAUUGUUGAUAUUUCAUGAUUGUCACACAAAAAAAUUGUUGCUUUUGAGGAAAAUGUUAUAAUUAAUGAGAAACUUGAUUGUGUUGAAGUACCUGUACCAUUGUGAACCCGGAUAUGUCUCUGCAAUAUCUGAAUGCAAUUCAUUGUUUACAUUAAAAUUAUGUUUUAUACUAUAUUUGAUGAUUCAUGUAUAAAUGUACUAUGAAGUUAUGGAGACAAAAAGCCAAAAUCACGGUGCCUUUUAUCACUUGUCAAUUCAUAUGUAAUAUUUCAUCUAUGAAAAUAUGUACUGAAAUUCUCAGGAAUGCCUAUAAAGCACUUUCAAAAGGUUAACAUUAAAAGAUUGUUUUCUAUUCAAAUAAAAUGUGUAUUAUUUUCAUUAUUGUCAUAUAGAAGAAAACAUAAGAGUAGCUGUGAAUUUGAUUGCCGUUAUGCAUUAUGUGUUAUGUGGCAGCUCUGUGUAUGUCCUAGACGAAUUUCCUUCGGGACCAAUAAAAGAA